CGGUUCUAAAAGAAGACGGAACACUAUAGAAUCUCGAGACCUAGGUUCUUCACUUCGACCUUUAACGGAGUUUCGAGCAUCCAAAAGGCGCAGAGUCCACAAGCCAUCGAAGCUCCUAUCGGCCGAAACUUUGUGCUUGCUGCUGACAACGAGCGGGCGGGUCGUAGUCGGAGUGAGCUGAAUCCAAGUCAAGGGCGGGCAGGAGUAGGUUGAUUCGUUUGCUCGUCGUCGUUGUUUACCAAGGUAAGAAAUCAUUCGAAGGGUAUUUGGGGAAAAGGAGAUGAGUACUAACGAAGAGAAAGCGUCGACGACGCCUAAAACUCCUUCCGAUUUCCUGAAAUCGAUUCGGGGACGUCCCGUUGUGGUUAAGCUCAAUUCCGGAGUUGAUUAUAGAGGUAUCCUAGCCUGCUUGGAUGGAUACAUGAACAUAGCCAUGGAGCAGACUGAAGAAUAUGUUAAUGGGCAACUCAAGAACAAAUAUGGAGAUGCUUUCAUCCGAGGGAACAACGUUCUCUACAUCAGCACGACGAAGAGGACGCUUGCAGAUGGUGCUUAGUCCGCUACGACUGUGCUGCAAUUGCAUAUGGAAGGCUGCUUUUGGCGGAACUAAUCAGUAAUCAACCUCAAUCCUUGGGAACGUGUUUGGGAAGCUAGUUUAUUGAAGGAACCGGAAAAGAAAACUUAAAGAACCAAAGUAGUGUGUGUUGUUCAAUUGUUGUUUGAAUACGUUGAUGUCAAAAUUCCGUUAUGCUCUUUAAUGUGUGAAUGACCUUGACUUUUCUAGUUACAGAAGACCAAAAAAACCUUCCGUUAAGUAAUGAUCGAAUUGACUUUUGAGUUGAGUUGGCUCGAAUUAA
Molecule: messenger RNA, 857 nt
Organism: Linum tenue
Lineage: Eukaryota; Viridiplantae; Streptophyta; Magnoliopsida; Malpighiales; Linaceae
Source: the annotation of a GenBank genome assembly